Messenger RNA from Amyelois transitella, 5516 nucleotides. It is a transcript of the gene Bre1, whose product is annotated as E3 ubiquitin-protein ligase Bre1. Bases 230 to 2983 code for a protein of 917 amino acids. Gene Ontology annotation, molecular function: ubiquitin protein ligase activity; metal ion binding. The record is from RefSeq and is a predicted model, not a curated record. Gene Ontology annotation, cellular component: HULC complex; nucleus. NCBI's taxonomy places the organism in Eukaryota, Metazoa, Arthropoda, Insecta, Lepidoptera, Pyralidae. The transcript has 17 exons.
AGAUAAUACCAACCUUACCACAACGAAAUAAAAAAAGUUGGGUUGCUAUUACUUUGCGGGUGGAGCUAAGUGACCGUAAAGCUUUGAUUUUGAUAAAAAAAUUCCCGUUUCAUGUUUUAAUCAAAAUGAUUAUUAUUUUGAAUACUAAAUUAAUUAAACUUUCAUCACGUACUGAAAUUAAUUAACACAAUAUCCACUUCAAAUUGUCAAUAUUGACAAGCAAGUCAAGAUGUCUAAGAGAUCCGCAGAAGAAAGCGGCAAUGGCAGCAGCCAGCCGCCUAUCAAGAAAGUCCACUUUGAACCACAUCUGAUCGGCCCCGUGUCGACACUUGAGGAAAUGGACAUAAAAGUUCUUCAAUUCCAGAAUAAGAAGUUGGCUCAGAGGAUAGAACAACGUCACCGGUGUGAAGCAGAACUGCGAGCUAGAAUAGAACAGCUUGAGAAGAGGCAGACACAGGACGAUGCAGUGCUCUGUGUUGUGAACCGCUACUGGAAUCUGCUGAAUGAAGACAUACGAGUACUGCUGCAACGAUUUGAUGCAGAAACAGCUGAUGAAUCGGAGAACAAAAAUGAAAAUGAAGCCACUACAUCAUUCUUGAUGCAGUUGUCAACUUGGGACAAGGAAGAGUUGGAUGCUCAGUUGGCGAAUAGAGUGCAAGUGAGCAAGCGGGCUGUGGCUAAAGUUCUGCAAGCUUUUGACAGGCUACAGCAGAGAAAUGAUAAGAUAUGGAAAGCUAUAAAGGGAGAAGGCGAAGAAGGCGGUCCAGCUCCAAACCUGGAAGAAACAGUACUUGCUGCCAACGGCGAGGUGACGGCGGAAAAUCGGCGGUUACAAGCUCUGUGCACCACGCUGCAUGACGCACAUCACGCCAUGACGCUGCGGGUGGCCAGGCUUCAGGACGCCGUCAAUAGUCGCGACACCGAGAACGCAGAGUUAAAAAACCAGAUUGAUGAUCUGCAGUACGAGCUAAUGAAGGUCCGUUCGCGCAACGACAAGUUGGAAAACCACUUAGCGGAGGCGAUCGAGAAGUUGAAGAGCUACCACCAAUCCGGGGCCACGGCGCCGGGCUCCAGCGCCGCCGCCGGCGCCGCGCCCGCGCCGCACUCGGCCGCGGCGGCCGCCAAGCUGGAGGACGUGGCGGCCGAGCUGGAGGAGCAGCGCGAGCUGGCCAACAACCGGCUGGCCGAGCUGGACAGGCUGCACAGGGAGCAUAGGGACACGCUCAAGGAAGUCGAGAAGUUGAAGAUGGACAUACGCCAACUACCAGAGUCUAUAAUCGUGGAGACAACAGAGUACAAAUGUCUUCAGAGCCAGUUCUCAGUGCUUUACAACGAGUCCAUGCAGAUGAAGACAGCCCUGGACGAGACACGCUUGCAGCUGCAGAACGCCAAGAACCUGCAUCUCAGGCAGAUAGAGAUGAUGGAGAGCGAAGAAUUAUCAAGGCAGAAAGCGCUAAGAGCCGAGAUGAUACAACUGGAAGAUGUCCUAGGCCAGCUACGGAAGGAAUAUGAAAUGCUGCGUAUAGAGUUUGAACAGAACUUGGCAGCAAACGAGCAAACGGGACCCAUCAACCGUGAGAUGAGGCACUUGAUAACGUCACUACAGAAUCAUAACCAACAGUUGAAAGGGGAGGUGCACAGGUAUAAGAGGAAAUAUAAGGAUGCGAGUCAGGAGUUGAAUAAGGCGCGCAAGGAGCUGGAGGAGGCGCCGGCGCGCGGCGGCGAGGCGCCCGACGAGAAGCCGCUCGCCGUCAAGAAGGAGGAGCCCGACCCGGAGGGCUCCGAAGGCAGCAGCGGCGGCGCGGCGGGCGCUGCGGCGGCGGGGGCGGAGCGCGCCAGCAAGGAGCACGCGCGCGCCAAGCUGCAGGAGCACGAGCUGCUGGUCAAGGAGCUCAAGCUGCAGCUCAAGAAGGCAGUAAACGAGCAGAAGGAGUUGAAGCUUCUACUCGACAUGUACAAAGGGGUCAGUAAAGAGCAGAGAGACAAGGUCCAGCUCAUGGCGGCCGAGAGGAAGGCCAGGCAGGAGUUGGAAGACCACCGGCAGAAGGCUAAGAUGGCACAGGAGAGCAAGCGCGAGCGGCGGCUGGCGGACGAGGACGCGCUGCGCAAGAUCAAGCAGCUGGAGGAGCAGAAGUACGAGCUGCAGAAGCAGCUGGCGUGCGCGCGCCCCGGCAGCGACCCGCUGCACGCCUUCGCGCGGCCCUUCGCCGGCUCGCAGGAGGAAGAAGCCCUUCUGAACGAGAUGGAAGUGACCGGGCAGGCGUUCGAGGACAUGCAGGAGCAGAACUCGAGGCUCAUACAGCAGCUGCGGGAGAAGGACGAUGCCAACUUCAAGCUCAUGUCGGAGCGGAUCAAAGCAAACUCUUUGCACAAACUGUUGAGGGAAGAGAAGCAGUUACUGCAGGAGCAGGUGCUUACGCGGGACCAGCAAAUAGAAUCAAUGGGCGCCGUCGCUCGGAGACUAGAAGAGAAAGAGAGAUUGUUACAGAGCACUCUCUCCGCGGUGGAGAAGGAGUUGGUUCUACGUCAGCAAGCGAUGGAGAUGCACAAGCGGAAAGCUAUAGAGUCUGCGCAGUCCGCCGCUGAUCUAAAACUGCAUCUUGAAAAAUACCACGCUCAGAUGAAAGAGGCGCAGCAAGUAGUGGCGGAGAAGACCAGCGCUUUAGAAGCUGAAGCGUACAAGACCAAGCGGUUACAUGAGGAGCUAGCGAUGCUCCGAAGGAAGGCAGAGCGCAUGAAGAAGAUGGAACAAGCUGGAAGCAGCAUGGACGAGGUGCUGCUGGAGGAGAUCAAGGAGUACAAGGAGACUCUGACAUGCCCGUCGUGCAAGGUGAAACGCAAAGACGCAGUGCUGACGAAGUGCUUCCACGUGUUCUGCUGGGACUGCCUGCGCACGCGCUACGAGACGCGCCAGCGGAAGUGCCCCAAGUGCAACGCGGCCUUCGGCGCCAACGACUACCAUCGCCUCUAUCUCUCCACUUAGGGGGACCCACGCACGCGAGGGAUGAUACUUACGUGCUGCAACUAAUGUAUGGAAAUGCACUGGGUAUGCCACAUUGCAGAGCGUGCGGCGAGCGAUUCGGGCGGCUCGGUACAGUGGUCGAAAUAAGUGUUUUAUGUCACAUACCACGAAGUUAAUUAUAGUCGAAAGUCCGUUAUAAUAUUUUUGACGCGUCGUCCGUUUGGCCCCUAAGGCCCCACUCGGGCAUCCAUAGAUUUUCGUGAAUCGUGUUGGGCUGUGCGCUUUUCUAAGCCAGACAUUCUAUAAUGACCAUAUAUGUAAAACCCUUCUUGAUAUAGAAAAAUGUGCUGUUAUGUAUAUCACAUUUAGAAUACUCCAAUGGUCGAAAACGCUUUUCUAAAAAGCAUGCUCUCUCGAUACCGCUUUAGGCAAUUGAUUGCUUUGCAGUAAGUAGCAAGGAACUGAUAGUUCAGAAUGUUUGACGCGACGAGCAGUUAUCUAUUUCAUGCAUGUAAAUCUAGUUGAAUAUGUAAACAUCAUCUCUGUAUAUUGGUGUUGUUUUAUUUAUAAUGCUGUAUAUUUCUCUGUCCGUGCAAUCGAUAUUUGGAGAUGUUUAAAUCACGCGAAAAUCAAAUCAAGUGGUUAUUAGAACUUUGUAUAUAUGUACUAAUUUAUAGAUAGGUGUUUAAUGCAAUAUGUGUUAGAUGUUGCGUUCUUAUAAAUAAAUUGAUAAACACGGCAUUACGUGCCUCAGACGAUAAAAAAUAAUGAAUGCUGCAGUCAGUAUUGAACUAGUGAAGGUUUAUACGGAUUGGUUGUGAAUUUAGUCUAAUAGACGGAAAGAGGAAAUGUGAUUUUGAAUCAUCUUGCACUACAUAAAGUUUGACUCAUGCAUCGCAUGUAAAAUGUCAGUGGGAAAGAGGCUGGCAUGGCUUAGUAAAAUUAUGCUACCAUUAUGUAAUACCGAAUUUAUUAUGUCCCCCUAAAAUCGAAGGGUGGCACUAAAAUUGACUUAUUUAGAAUGUUCUUAAAAAAAGUCAUUGUGCCGAUAUUUCCCACCUUAAAUAAAAGCUUAAUAAUGAAAAUGUAAGAUUAUGUAAAUGUCUAUUAUAUGUCUUGUCGUUCUAGGCACAAUAAGUCUGUUUGAUCGUCAAUCUCAUGUUGGUAUCGCGCGAUAUUCAAUUAAAAAUAAUACAUAAAUAAAUAUAAUCGUCGCAUAUCGAUGAAUACUAAAUAUUUGUAAAUGUUUUUUCCAAGACUGCUAGGAGAAUUACUCUAAAUAUCUCAUACCCAUUGUGACGCGAGAUGAGAUUUCAUUCCUUAUUUUAAAAUAGCUUCGAGUACUUUCACAUGAAAUAUAUUAUUGUGUUAAGCAAAGCAGAAAUUGUAAUGCAUUUCGCAACUGUAUAUGAGUUUUAUUAAUGUUGUAUAUUUAAGAAUAUGAAAUCGAACAAGUGGAUAGUUAUAAUGUCUAUAUUUAAGAAUUAUUUUGUAUAGCUAAAAAAGAUUGCUCGUGUAUGGAAUAAACAGCUCAUAGCUGUAGUUUUCCUACUUGGGUAGAAAAAUACAAUUCGCAGCCCACUGACUGAUAUAUUUAUGUUUUAGGUUUAACAUUUUCAUUGGGCGUAGCUCUAAUAGUGAGUAUGAAAUGGAAUUAGCAUAGUUUCUAUAAGUAUAUUACAAAAAAACAUAAACAUCAAUAAGGUCCGUACUAUCUGUAUGUCAGUUCAAAUUUGGUUUAUUUGUUCAAAGGUACGUUUUUGUAUGUACCUUUGAAUCAAGUGACGAAGUUGUGACUUAUUGUACUAGAAAUAUUUACUAAACUAUCUAAUAAUAUUACCCCCCUUUAGUAAUAGAGAAUUAUGUUUAAUUUUGUACCACAAUCUAUUUCAUUUUUGCAAUAGGUAUGUAUCUUUGGCCAUCGGGUGAUCACAGUAUAUAAAAUAAGAUUAUUUUUGUUAAUUGUAAACCUUCCUUUAGUUGGGUUGUUUACACUUCACAGAUGGGUAUUUUCGAUUGCUUCAUUUGUCAAAUUAAUUGCUUUUUCGGCAAUUAGUGAAAAAGGAGACUGGUUUCAUAUGUUAUAAAGCAACUUGUUAUUUGGCUCUGCAGAUUAACGGCACAGUGAGCUACGUGUAAGUAAACCAUCUUUGUAUGCAUUUUCUGUGUAGCUCGUGUUGUGCACUGGUAAUUUAUACAUAGUUAAGACACGAAGUGUGAACACAGUCGCUCAUUCUCUAUACUAAUUCUAACCAAUGUUUUUUAAAUUGACUACUUACAUAAUUUUAAAUAUGGUCGUAUUGGUGUUUUAACUAUGUGUAAAUAAUUAGAAAUUUAUCCCAAUAAGCAUAAAAAUUAUGGUCGGCUAUUAACUUAUGGCUGACUUUUAUAAAUUAUCACAGAUUUCUAUAGAUGGUUAGAAUAAUUUAGAUGAAUUCUGGUUCCUUUUGCCAUUGAAUGCCCUAUUUAGGACAAAACAAUUCAGAACAAGGAACUAUUAACAUGAAAUGUAUUAUUUUAAAUGGAGUAUGUCGAAUAAAUGUCUCAAAACAUA